This is a messenger RNA of Gordionus sp. m RMFG-2023, 1776 nucleotides long. RefSeq names its product lysophosphatidylcholine acyltransferase 1-like. The record is from RefSeq and is a predicted model, not a curated record. Gene Ontology annotation, cellular component: endoplasmic reticulum. The transcript is spliced from 13 exons. Gene Ontology annotation, molecular function: lysophosphatidic acid acyltransferase activity. The coding region runs from base 51 to 1664 and encodes 537 amino acids. NCBI's taxonomy places the organism in Eukaryota, Metazoa, Nematomorpha, Gordioida, Chordodea, Parachordodidae.
CAGAAACUUUUAAUUUUAUGGUAAAUUCAGUAUACGAUAUGAUACGAUAGAUGUCAGAUGAUAAAAUUGAGAGUGUAAAUCCCUUUUAUCAUAGACCUCAAUGGACGCUCUAUCAAUGUCUAAAAAUAUUCUUCCUAACCUUUACUAUACUUCCAUUGAGAUUAUUGAUAAUGGGAUGUGUUUUUUUGCUUCUUUAUCCUUCUGUAUGUGUGGCUUAUUGGUUUGGGUCAAAACAGAAAAGAAAAUUCCAGAAUAAAGAUCCAUCCAACUGUGUUAUAACAAGAGAAAUCCCUUUAUCUGGAUGGAUAUAUUACCAUAUGCUACCAUGGCUGGACUUUUUAAAUAGAACAUUGCUAUGGGCCUGUGGAUUCCUCCAUAUUAAAAUCAUUGGUGAACCUUGUACUCAAACAAAAAUUCUAGUUUGUGCUCCUCAUUCAACUUUUGCUGAUAGUAUAGUAGUUAUGUAUCCACAUCUUAAAACAAUCGUUGCCAAAAAAGCUGCACAACAUUUAUUUGCUUUAGGAACUUUGGUUAGCUUCCUUCAGCCAAUUUGGGUUGAGAGAGAUGAAUUGAAUUCACGAAGAAAUGCCAUUCAAGGAAUUAUUAACCGAAUGAAUGACGGUGACAAUGUUGGGACACUCAAUCAAUGGCCUCAAAUAUGUAUAUUCCCUGAAGGGACUUGUACUAAUAGGAAAGCCCUUAUAUAUUUCAAAAAAGGAGCUUUUUAUCCAGGAUUUCCUGUUCAGCCUGUUUGUAUUAGAUAUCCCAAUGAUUUUGAUUGCUUAACCUGGACAUGGGAUGGCCCUAACACGCUUCUCGUUAUAUGGUGGUCGCUGUGUCAACCAUAUUUGAAAAUCGAAAUUGAAUAUUUGCCUGUCUACCAUCCAAAUGAAUCUGAGAAAAAAGAUGGGUCCCUAUUCGCAGAAAAUGUUAGGACACUCAUGGCUAGACAUUUGAAGAUUCCUAAAAGCAACUCGACUUACGAAGAUUGCAAGAAUGCUUGGAAAAUUAACGAAGCAGUGCAAAAAUUUCAAACUAUACACAAAGCCAAAGAGCCUUCUAAAUUAUUGAAUUCGCUUAAUUUCCUGUGUGCAACAUUAUUAAUUAACUAUUACAAGACAAAAAAUUACACCCAACAAAAUUCGACAAAUAACUCAAGUGGUCUUAACGAACCACUCAUUCGUGAUCGUGCCUUAUUGGUGACUUCCAAUUUUAUCUCGUUUCUACAAAAUGAAUACCAAAAAGAUCAAAAACUAAAUAAAAUAUUAUCCAAAGAAGAAUCCAAAUACUUUCAGAAUCUAAGUCAAUUAGUCAAACCUGGCCAAAGUCACAAUACUAAUCAAAACAACAAUGUGCCUAUUAUAUCCGUGGAUCUCGAAAAUCAUACACCCGAAGAACGUAUUGACGUGAAGAAAGUUGCAAACCUGUUUUAUAUUAUUAACCAUUAUGAAGCAACUCAAUUAAAAGCUAAUAAUAUAAAAAGUGUUCUUGAUGAAUGCAACUUGGAAAGUAAUUUGUUCGAUGAUAUAUUUGUUGAGAGGAUUAUAAGUGUUCCUACUUUGAAAGAUUUAUUAAACAAAUACCUUACCAAAACUUUGACGAAACACGAUGAAUCCAUGUCCAAUAUGUUUUACUUCGAUGGUUUGAACAAGAAAACGAAUUAAACUAUAAAUAGCUCAUAUAUUUUUUUAUAUUUGAUUUACAUAAAAAAAGAAGUCAUCCUAAUUUAUUCGCAAAUUUCUAAAAAAAAAAAAUUUUAAAUAUUUGUUGACAGAA